AUGAUGAAAGAGCCUGAGAAAAUCAUGAAAAAGAAUAUCUUAAAUGGACAAAUUAAAUACUAAGUUAAAUGGAAAGGUUUUGAAGAAACUACAUGGGAAUCUGAUGAAACUAUGAAGAAAUAUAAAGAACUUAUUGAAGAUUAUAAUUAUUAUUCAUUGACUGGUGAAAGAUAUGAUGAAAAAAAAAUAGAAGAAAUUAGAUAAUUAACUGUUUAAUCAUAACCUAGAACUGCUAUCAAAAGAGUAGCUAUACCAAAAUUAAUGCCUCCAAAUGAAUUAAAUAAAAAAGAAAAAAAAAUUGAUAAAAUUGAUAACAAACAUAUUGAAAUUAUAGAUAAUCCUAAAAAUGAUUAAUUACAAGAUAAAUUAAAUAUCAUUUAGCCAUCCCAUACUACAAUCAAUCUCACUGAAAUAUCUAUGUAAAUUUUAAUAUUUAAAUUUAAGGAAAGUUCCAGAAAAAUUAGUAAAUUCUAAUGACAAAUUAGAAAUUGUUAAAUUGUAAUCUAAUUAAAAUAAAGGACUAUUUUCUCUUAUUUGGAAACAGAGAUCAGAUGGUAUUAAACCUUAUUGUGAUGAAUAUACCUAUGAAGAUUUUAAGACUUAAGCUCCCUUAUUUUUUAUACAAUUUUUUGAAACCUGUAUCUUUGAAUGUCAAAGUUAAAAUGAUAUUAAGUAAUUAUUCAAAUUAAUUUAGAUUUGAAAUACAAGGUUAAGAUAUUGCUGAAAGAAUUAAAGUCAUUAAAGAAAUCUUGGAAAAAAAUGAUUAGGAUAAAAACAUUUGUCAAAUCUAAAAAUGA
Messenger RNA from Paramecium pentaurelia, 797 nucleotides. NCBI's taxonomy places the organism in Eukaryota, Ciliophora, Oligohymenophorea, Peniculida, Parameciidae. The record is from the annotation of a GenBank genome assembly.